CAAAACUCGAAUUAGUGUUGUUCAGAACGUGGAGGCGCUAACAUGAAAAGCGACGUAGCGGUACCUUAUAACAGUUGAAAUUAAAAUUGAAAAUUGUUAAGCGAGUUUUCCGGUUCGUGCAGCAAAAUACAGCGAACAGUGCAAAAUAAAAACAAAAUUCAAGAAAAUAAAAAAACUGAAAUAUUUUUUAGAAAGCAAGAAUUGUAAAAAAUUGUGACCAGUAACGACCGCAACUUUUAUACAUCCAUUACGAUAAUUGGGCGCCUCUUUGCUAAAGGCAAUUAAAUUUGCAUGUUUUAUGCACAAAUUCCCAAUAAUAAUAAUCAAAACACUCCCACCAAAUAUACAUAUUACAUAUGAAUGUAAACAGUGAAUACACGAAGGUGAAACAUAAACAAUAAAGCGCAUUGCAAAAAAGAAAAAACAAAAAAAUACCGCUAAUCAGUGAAAUUAAUCGCGAAAAAACUGUGAUACAUAAUUUUUGAACAAUAAAAACAUUGUGUUAGUGACACUGUGUAAAAGCAACAAUGUAAUAUAUAUACAUACAUGUGUAAAUACAUAUAGACAUGUUAGCGUUUCUAUGCACAUACUUACAAUAAAAGACGAAUAUGCUAAAUAUAUAGAGAAAAACGUGCAUUCCACUAGUUCCAAUACAAAUACUAUGACGGCAAUGGACAAAACAACGGAAGUUAAAAACGGCACUGUUAAUAACCAGCCAUACUUCACACAAAAUGGCAACAGGAAUCUAUCCUCAGGCAUUGGGGGUGAACCGUGCGAAAUCAGUACUUUUCGUAGCGCCUUACCACAAUUUUUAGCUGUAAGCGCUAAGAAUAUAUUACUUUUUGUGUAUGGCAUGACGCUUGGCUUUCCCACCAUUGUGAUACCAGCCAUACAGGGAGGUGAUGGACGUGAACCCAGUGAUAUAGUAUUAAAUAGAGAUGAGAUAUCUUGGUUUAGUUCAAUAAAUUUAAUAUGCGUGCCUUUGGGUUGCCUUUUUUCGGGUGUGCUCUCUCAACCGAUUGGAAAGCGGCGCGCCAUGCAGCUGGUUAAUUUGCCGAUUUUGGCUUCAUGGCUGCUCUUUCACUUUUCGACGCGCACCGAGCAUCUGUAUGCGGCGCUUUGCUUGAGCGGUUUGGGGGGCGGUCUUAUGGAAGCACCGGUAUUAACUUAUGUUGCCGAAAUCACCGAACCCAAAUAUCGUGGCAUACUAUCGGCGCUCGGUUCGACAUGCGUCAUUACCGGCGUCUUCAUACAAUUCAUUAUGGGCUCUCUGUUGGAUUGGCGUACAAUAGCUGCUUUGAGUUCAGCAUUUCCGGUUAUUUGUAUAAUUGCACUAUGUUUUGUGCCCGAAAGCCCCACUUGGUUGAUACGUGAGCAUCGUUUUCGGGAGGCUGUGAAAUCAUUGCAAUGGCUACGCGGUUGGGUACCCGAAUAUAAAAUCGAAGCUGAGUUCAAUCGUCUCUACGAGGAAUUGAUCACACAGCCAGCUUUAGAGGAAGCAGUCGAAAAUCACGGUCAAAAACCGUCAAAGUGGACCAGUCGUUUUCGAAUGUUUCGCAAACGUUCCUUUCUUGCACCGUUUAUAUUAGUCACCUUUACCUUCUUCACCGGACAUUUUUCCGGUAAAACGCCACUUCAAACGUACGCCGUACAGAUUUUCCACACACUAAAAGCGCCUAUUAACAAAUAUCAUGCUACGAUAUUGCUGGGGGUUGCCGAGCUAAUCGCAACAGUUUUAUGUGUCUUUCUCAUCCACUUCACGGGCAAGCGUCCAUUGGUUUUGGUAUCUACCAUUGGUGUUGGCCUUUGUAUGUUUGGUACCGCUACCUAUGCCCAUUAUGUCAAGGUUGUACCCGGGUUUGCGGUGAACAAUGUAGUCAUAAAUGCUUCCAAUAUAGUGCCAAGAGAGAAUUUAAUAACGCAAGCAAAUAUUAGUAAAAUUUUUGAAGACGAGCCGUCAGUUUUGCAGCCGCAUAGUUUGAUGAAUGACAAAUUGUUAGAUACAACAACGGUAUAUGCAAUCCUAGAAGAUGUCAGCAUAGAGGCCACAACACUGGUCGCCAUCAAUGGUAGUGAGGAGGCCUUGCAACUUUUGAAUCGCACUAAACGGGAAGAGCAAGAGCUUACCCUAAAUGAUUAUGAAGAUCCUUUGACUUUUGUACAAUUACCCGACUUGGCAUAUCCAGACUCGAAUAAUAGCAGCGAUAAUAUUACUUCAUUUUUAAAUAUUUUCGACUCGGAGGAGGAUGCAGACACCACAACAGUGUCCACGAAUUUAAAGGAAGAAAUCACGACGACUUUGGUGUCAAUUGUUGUUGACGAGCCGGUGACGAAGGCUCCAUCUACAGCGGACAUAACUAGGCAAGUGUUGUUACCACUACCCACACAGGCAACCAACAAUUUGGUAUGGCUGCCACUAAUUUUAUUAUUGGGUAGUGCCUUUUUCGCACAUCUUGGCAUACGCAUGAUACCUUGGAUACUUAUUGGAGAGGUGUUUCCGGCUCCGGUGCGUAGCACUGCUUCUGGUCUUGUCAGUGGUUUGGGUUAUAUUUUUGGAUUUUUGGCAAAUAAACUCUUUCUACAAAUGCUGUCUGCAUUUACAUUGCCGGGCACAUUCUGGUUGUAUUCGGCUGUUGCUUUGUUGGGCGCAUUGCUUUUAUAUUUUACAUUACCCGAAACCGAGGGACGCACUUUACAUGAAAUUGAGGCGCAUUUCUCCAAAAAAUCCAAAACUAAUUUGUUGAAGAAAUCAUGCCGGCUAAAUUUGAAUAACACAGCUAUACAGUUGGAUAAUCUGCAGAAUUUACAAAUCCCUAUAAGCGCACAAACUGAAGCGAAGAUAAUUCAACUUCAACAAAGCGAUUUUGUGCCGCAACGUUUGCAUGUAGCAGGCGAGACCAAUCUUGCAUUUGAAGAGAACAAUACAACACACUUAUAACAGACGGAACAUUGUUAUGUAUAUUAUAUAGUAGAAUUAAAUUUGUACAUAUGUAUGUAUGAGCUAUAAACUUCUAAUUUUUCAAAUGCAUUAUUUUAUGGAUUUAAAAAAGUAUUAUUAUUUGUAAAAAUAUGUAAUUUUGUAGAUACGAUAAUGAGUAUGUUGUAUAUAAAUACUUAUGUAUAUAAAAAUGUGCAUGAAUACACAAGCCUUUAAUCUGAGAAAAGUUUUGAAAAAAUAUGUAAUAAACAUAAAAAAUAUGUAAAAACACUUCUGGGUGAGUCACUCAAAUUUAAGUGUGUGCAAACACCUAAGCUAGAGAGGUUU
Molecule: messenger RNA, 3265 nt
Organism: Zeugodacus cucurbitae (melon fly)
Lineage: Eukaryota; Metazoa; Arthropoda; Insecta; Diptera; Tephritidae
Product: facilitated trehalose transporter Tret1
Exons: 9
Coding region: 581-2938 (785 amino acids)
Biological process (GO): transmembrane transport
Cellular component (GO): membrane
Molecular function (GO): transmembrane transporter activity
Source: RefSeq, a predicted model, not a curated record